Messenger RNA from Cryptomeria japonica (Japanese cedar), 1231 nucleotides. Its product is annotated as pectinesterase 31. The coding region runs from base 48 to 1013 and encodes 321 amino acids. Gene Ontology annotation, biological process: cell wall modification. Lineage: Eukaryota; Viridiplantae; Streptophyta; Pinopsida; Cupressales; Cupressaceae. The transcript is spliced from 6 exons. The record is from RefSeq and is a predicted model, not a curated record. Gene Ontology annotation, molecular function: pectinesterase activity.
AACUAAUCUGUGAGCAGUAAAAUUGAAAUUUGUUAGAGCAUAGUGAGAUGGCUCAGCCUGUGAUAGAGAAGAAUGUGGUGAGAGUUGGUAGAGAUGGUAGUGGUCAGUAUAAAGGCGUGCAAGAAGCCAUUGAUGCUGUUCCUCUUCACAACACAAAGCGUGUGGUGAUUGAGAUAAUGCCCGGAGUUUAUGAGCAGCCUCUUUAUAUUCCCAAAACGAAAAAUUUCAUUACACUGCUAGGAUUUUGCCCAGAAAAAACCAUAUUCACUUGGAACAACUGUGCUACUCGAAUCACCCAUCCUCAGGAUGAGAAAAUUAUUGGGACUGGAACAUUUGGCUGUGGAAGUGUAAUAGUGGAGGGGACGGAUUUCAUUGCCCAAGGAGUUACAUUCGAAAAUUCUGCACCACAGGGAUCAGGGCAAGCUGUGGCCAUCAGGGUUUCGGCUGAUAGAUGUGCUUUCUAUAAUUGCAGAUUUCUGGGUUGGCAGGACACUGCAUACCUGCAUAGUGGAAAGCAAUAUUUCAGAGACUGCUAUAUUGAAGGGAGUGUUGAUUUCAUUUUUGGGGAUGCAACGGCAUUAUUUGAGCACUGUCAAAUUCACUGUAAGGCCAAUGGAUGGGUUACUGCACAGAGCAGAAGAUCUGCAAAGGAUUCCACAGGAUAUGUCUUCCUCAGAUGUUGCAUCACUGGUAACGGGAACAAAGCUUAUGCAUAUCUGGGACGCCCAUGGCAACCCUUUGCAAGAGUUGUAUUUGCUUACACAUGGAUGGAUGCCUGCAUAAUGCCUGUGGGUUGGCAUAACUGGGGCUUACCAGAAAAGGAAAAAACUGCCUGCUUCUGUGAGUUCAGGUGUUUUGGCCCUGGCAGUGAUGUUUCUGGACGAGUGAAAUGGGCACGGCAAUUGAACGAUGGUGAAAUUGAGAAAUAUGUGACUCGGAGUUUCAUUGAUCCAAACCCAGAUAAAGCCUGGCUGACACAUGACCUGCCCAUUAAAUUGCCAUUAUCAGCAUGAGAACCUACAUUACAGUCAGAUCUUAACUACUUUUCUUAAAUAUGUAAAACAGUAUGGAAACAUGGAUAUCAGACUUGUCAUAAUUUGGCUGUUUCCUGUAAACUUGGUUUUCUGGGUUUUUGGAAACAUGGUAUUUGUGAUAUGACUGGUUACUAAUGUGAACAAUAGUUAUAAAUUACAAAUUUCAGUGAUUAAUAUCAUUUUGAGACAUUUUUUCA